CGGAAGCUUUUGCUCGCUUCCGUCCACUCCGGCAAGCGAAGUCCGGAGAGCGAGGCCGCCGUCGCUAUGUCGGGUUCGGCUUCUGGGUUGUCCGGCGCCGGGGCGAGCUCGGUGAGCUCCGUGGUGCGGCGCUUCCUGGCCGAGUACAGCAGCGGGACGCCGAGCCGCCUGAAGGUCCUGGACGCCUAUCUGCUCUACGUCAUGCUAACGGGGGCGUUGCAGUUCGGCUACUGCCUCGGCGUCGGCACCUUCCCCUUCAACUCCUUCCUCUCGGGCUUCAUCUCGGCCGUGGGCAGCUUCAUCCUCGGCGUUUGCUUGAGGAUUCAAAUCAACCCACAGAACAAGGGAGAAUUUCAAGGAAUCUCACCAGAACGGGCCUUUGCAGACUUCCUCUUUGCUAGUACCAUCCUACAUCUUGUCGUCAUAAACUUUGUAGGCUGAUGAAGGAGCCCUAGCCCGGACUUUUCUUUUUGCUGAAGACUGCCCUCUGUUUUGCUGAAGACUGCCCAACAACAUCACAGACUCCAGUUUGUCUCCUAAUGGGAAAUAGUCUGAGGAUCAAAAUGGUUGGCUAUUGCCAUUUAUGUCCCAAUAAAUUCCCUUUUGUUA
Messenger RNA from Candoia aspera, 609 nucleotides. It is a transcript of the gene DAD1, whose product is annotated as defender against cell death 1. The record is from RefSeq and is a predicted model, not a curated record. Lineage: Eukaryota; Metazoa; Chordata; Lepidosauria; Squamata; Candoiidae. Gene Ontology annotation, cellular component: oligosaccharyltransferase complex; membrane. The transcript has 3 exons. Gene Ontology annotation, biological process: protein N-linked glycosylation. Bases 67 to 441 code for a protein of 124 amino acids.